Molecule: messenger RNA, 2981 nt
Organism: Labrus bergylta (ballan wrasse)
Lineage: Eukaryota; Metazoa; Chordata; Actinopteri; Labriformes; Labridae
Source: RefSeq, a predicted model, not a curated record
CGACGACGACACAGACGAGCUGCUUCUCACAGACGACGGAGCCGAGGGGCAGCUGAUGGGAUCAGACGGCGGUGAAGAAGGCGCCUCAGGGAGGAUGAUCUCAGUCGCAGAAACGAGGCCGUGGGAUCUGAACAGUGACAGGCUGACAGAAUCCAACAGUGCACCGGGGUCUCCAGGUCCUGCAGGGGGCGCUGAGAGCAGCUCCUCAGGGGUCGUGUUAGACUUGGCCUCAGAGUCUGACUGUGAAGCUCCGCCCACAGCCCAGUCGAGGAGGCAGUUCUUCCCCGGAGCGGGGGGAAGUCCCGCCUCCCUGCCGGGGAUGUCCGAGCUGAGUCGGGGAGCGUCUCUGAUCAACUACGACAUGGAGCUGGACCUGUGCUCCUCCUGGACCAGUCAAAGCCUGCCCAGCAUGAUGCCUGUCCCUCAUAGGCCCACGCUCCAUGACAAGGUGCCGGACCUGAACGCCGCAGCUUUCCCCAUGGUGCUCGGUCUCAGCGGAUCCAGACUGGACCCUCUAGACUUGAACAGGUUCUGCAGAGACCGGCGCUUUGUCUGCAGCUACUGCGGGAAAUUCUUCACGUCGUCGCGGAGCCUGGAGACGCACGUUCGCGUCCACACGGGCGAGCGGCCGUACAGCUGCGCUCAGUGCGGGAAGCGCUUCACGCAGUCGGGACACCUGAAGACGCAUCAGAGCGUCCACACGGGGGAGCGGCCGUUCGCCUGCGAGCUCUGUGGGAAACGAUUCGCCGGGAAGCAGAACCUGAGGAUCCAUCAGCAGAAACACCACCAGGGGGAGCUUCCUGUUUAGCUCCACAGGAAGUGACUCAGACACUGUCAGCGCUAACCCGACUUAAACUCUGAUGGACCAGAACCGUACUGCUCUCUCUGGACUUCCUUUGUAUUUAUUGAGUUGUUUGGAUGAAUUAAUGCUUUUCCUAACAGUAUGACUGGUUUCACUUUGUCAGGCCUUGUAUACGUUUGACCUUUUGACCUUUUGACCUUUUGACCUGCUGUGGACACAAAAUGAAACUACACUUUCCUGAUGAAUCCUUACCUCAAAAAGAGCGUGGGCCAUUUUGGGUCCACCUCCGAGCUUUAGGGUGCAUCCCAGUUCCCUUAAUUGCAUCCAAGUGUCCUCCAAUUUGCCUCCUCCACUUGCGUCUUAGCCCCUCCCACCAGAGAUGCAAGGAAACGAAGCAGAGGAGAGAGGAAAUGAGGAGAUAUGUUUUAAGAGACAGGAGACGUCCUUUCCUCUGUAGCGUCACGUGAAGCGACGUCCGUUUGUAAUGACGACAUCAGCUGAUCACGUUCAGCUGUCAGUCGACUCACACAGCUGUGUUGUUUCUAAUAAAAUACACACAGCAGCAGUGUUUAAUCUGUGUACUUUACCUGAAAACAAACACCUGAAGAACAACCUGCAGUCUGCUUCAAACCAAAAGGACGAUUUCUACUGACAAAACUAUUUAAUAUUAAAUUGUCUAUUUAUUAUUUGUAUUUGUUUUGACUUCUAAUUCGACAAUGAACUCUGUAUUUUAUAAACACAGAUACUUACGUCUCAGGAAUACUGACAAUUAUUUACGAGUUCUAAAUAACAGGAAAAAAAGUGACAUUUUCCAAACAGAAGAUCAUUAAUGAUCAGUCUUAUAUGAAGCUUUACAAACGUAAAUAAUGAUGAAUGUAAAACUGACAGACUCCCUCUGUCAGCCGUUCAUUCACGUCAUCAUAAAUGAAAAAGGGCAAACAGUCUGAGUGAUCAUGAAAAGAAAACUUAUGAAGAAAUCAUUUAUGAUCUUUUUAUUUGAACACUUCAUAUUAACAGACUUUUUGUUUGACAGUUAAUCAAAAACAAAUCAGAUGUCGGGAGUGAUCGGCCUACACUCGCUUAGGUAUUGAUUUUAUUACAAACUGACACGUUUAGAAUCUGUUUAAAUGUCCGACGCUCCGUUAAGCGUCUUUUUAUUGUCUGUUUUGUCUCCGUUAUUAAACUCCGCUGAUGUUGAGAAGUUUCAUUGAAGUCUGAUCCGCUGCAGCGUCCAAUCAGUGAGUGAAAUUCGAUAAGGGGGCGCGUGUCUGUCAGUAAAAAGACUUCCGCAAAGUCAGCUCUCGUGUAUCCUCGGCCGUCGUUCCUCAGAUCUCCCUCCUCCGUUCAGUUAUAAGAGCUUUGGGACGAUCCUUAUCAUGGCGGGUCGAGAACUACUUCUGGUUGGGCCGAGGAGCGAGGAGACGAGGAGCGAGGAGACGAGGAGCGAGGAGACAGCGUUUAAGAGAACUGAGAUGCAGGGUUAGUGUUGAUCACCGACUGUAUGAACGACACUACUCCCAAAAAUGAAGCCAAACAUCCCCGAGAGGUCCGCUGGUGGAGCUGCGUUAUUGGCUCUAACUCAAACACACACACACACACUUCCUGAUUGAAGGAAGGUCAAAGGUCGCUCACGGCACAACAGAUUCUUCAGUCAGUCUGAAGCAGACACUCACGGUUUACGGAAAGUUUAACGACUCUUGUGUUCGUGUUUGUUACGUUUCCCUCUCACCGUUCCUCCUCCACUCUGAGAAUCAGCUGCACACAGCAACGCAGGCGCCUCAUUGGUCAACAGAGCUGUCAAUCAUGACGCUAUACCCCCUUUAUAUACGAUGAAACAAUAAAUAAACUUUUAUUAAAAUAAACACUCAGACUUAAAUCAGCGUGAUAAGAAAUAACUAUAAUGACCAAAACGAGCGUUUGUUUUGACGUUAUAGUUUGUCCCAUCUGUUAACAUGGAGGAGGCGGAGCAUACGACCUAUACGACCAGCCAUCCAGUAAGGGGAGUGCCACGUGUUCUGGCUUCACUUUUGGGCAGCUGUCUUGUCGCCCAUGUCUGUUCAUUUUAUUUGCUCGAGCACCGACAGUCGGUGAACGUGAGAAAGGAUUCAUGAGGAGAGUCAGCAGCUGUGGGAAGUUUGUGAAUGCUUCGUGUGUCUGAAAUUAAAAAAACUGAACGUUG